UAGUCCCACAUUCUUCCAAGAUUUUGCUGCCAUAUGUCGAAUCUUCCUCGACCCAAACUCGAGGGUUCUCGACCAGACCAACACUGCAAACUGCAGAUUCAGAUUCCUUUACCACUAUUAACGAAUUCUCCGUCAGCAAUUCAAUCGAUUAGCAUGACCUAAAAAUUUGUAGCUCAGGUUUUUCCCAUGGAUCGUUGGACAGGAAUUUUGAAGGUGCCCUUGUACGCUAAUAGCAGUAGAUAUUAUCGAGUUGCAGCUUCUCUUUGCCUUUCCGCUUCUACUAAAUCACUCUCUGUACCCGCUGCAAAUGCCAUUUUUUUCAAUGGAGAUAAGGUUGAAGGGACAGGAAAUCAAGUGAUUGAGAGGCUAUCUGACCUGCAGAAGGUAGCUGAAAUCUUGGUUUCAAAAUUUGGGAAUUCUAUCAAUGCUUGGGUUGUUGAGGCACCAGUUUUUAAUGGGCCUUUUGCGGUUUAUAAGGACUUCAUCCCUUCUGUCAAUGAAUAUGGAGAGCCCAAAUCUUAUGAUGCAGAUGGGUUCCCUGCUUCUUCCUCCAUUGUCUUGCUUUUGUGGAAUUGCCUGAAAGAGGCAAAAAAUGUCAUUUCAGGGAAGCAAAAAGAGCCCUAUCAAGCUGAAGUUUCUACAUCAACUUCAAGUACACCAAGAACAAUACUACUUGGAUUUAGUAAGGGUGGUACUGUACUCAACCAGCUGGUUACUGAGCUUGGUUUUGCACCAGUCCAGUUCACUGAAGAUGUAUCGCUAGCAAAUAAGAAUGUGACAAAUGGGGGAUUUGCCUCCCUGCAACAAGAUCAGAUCAUUCCAAAUUCUAAGGAUAGCUUCUUAAAUAGCAUAGCUGAAUUCCAUUACGUAGAUGUUGGUCUAAACACACAGGGAGCAUAUAUAACCAACGAAGAUGUCAUUGAUAAAAUUUCUGAGCGCCUCGUGCAAGGAGCCCCUGGAAUUCGGUUUUUCCUUCAUGGAACUCCUAGACAGUGGUGUGAUGGCCGCAGGAUUUGGAUCCGGAAGGAGAAGGAUGAGUUUUUUAGGCUGCUCAGAGGAGCAACUCGGAAGAAUAUGGGGAAAUUGUAUAUACGUGAAAGAUUAUAUUUUGGUAAUAGGCUCCCUGAACUCCAGAUACACUUUGAAAUCAUGGAGCAUUUGGAUGUGAGUUGAGUGUUUGUUCCUGAUGAAAUGCUUGUACUAAAAUGUUGUCAACGUCCUGCAACUAAUCUAAGGCAUCAAUAUGAUUAUGGCUUUUUUGCUCCGUGAUUGUCAUAUAUAUAUAUAUUCGUAUAUGAAUGUUGCAGUUCAUGAA
Molecule: messenger RNA, 1315 nt
Organism: Nicotiana attenuata
Lineage: Eukaryota; Viridiplantae; Streptophyta; Magnoliopsida; Solanales; Solanaceae
Exons: 3
Coding region: 187-1173 (328 amino acids)
Cellular component (GO): mitochondrion
Source: RefSeq, a predicted model, not a curated record